Molecule: messenger RNA, 833 nt
Organism: Rattus norvegicus (Norway rat)
Lineage: Eukaryota; Metazoa; Chordata; Mammalia; Rodentia; Muridae
Gene: Prl4a1
Product: prolactin family 4, subfamily A, member 1
Exons: 5
Coding region: 27-710 (227 amino acids)
Cellular component (GO): extracellular region
Molecular function (GO): hormone activity
Source: RefSeq, marked validated
CCAAGCUGCAGUGCGACAUCUCAGAGAUGCAUCUGUCUUUGUCUCACCAAUGGUCCUCCUGGACAGUCCUCUUGCUGCUGGUGUCCAACCUGCUUCUGUGGGAGAACACAGCCUCUGCUAUGAGAGCUAAACUGUUGAAUGUCCACAACUACACAUCCUAUGGAGACACUUGGAAUCAGGCAAUUAAGAUAUCCCAGGACAUGAAUCAGUACAUUUCAGAUCUGUCCACUCACGUUAAAAUAUUUUAUGCCCAAGGCCGAGGGUUUGAACGCCGGACCACCAGAUGCCACACUUCUUCCCUCUCUAGUCCAGAAAACAAGGAGCAAGCCCAACAGUUCCAACUGGAAGUACUACUGGGGUUGUCACACAGCCUAUUGCAAGCCUGGCUCAACCCUCUGCACCAUCUGUGGGCUGAAAUGUGUGACAGGCUAGGAUCCACUCCUCCUACCCUCUACAAGGCCUUGAUGCUUAAGGAAUCAAACAUAAAGCUCCUGGAUGCCAUAAAGAAUAUUGCCAAAAAGGGUAAUUUUGAAAUCAACGAAAAGGCGAACUACACUGCCUGGUCUGAAUUGGGAUUCUUGCAAUCGCCCAAUAGAGACACUAGAUACUUUGCCUUUUAUAACCUGUUUCACUGCCUCAAGAAGGACUCAAAUAACGUGGAAAUGUAUCUGAAGCUUCUGAAGUGCCGACUGAUCCGAAGCAAGUGCUAAGAACGCAUAACAUCCUUAAUAUCCUUCUGCCCCAGUGAUGGUUCUUAAAUUGCACUUGUACAAAGUACCUGAGUCUAAUGGCUCUGUUCUUUAAAAACAAAAAAUAAAAAACUGAACAAAGUU